Molecule: messenger RNA, 1447 nt
Organism: Bombyx mandarina (wild silkworm)
Lineage: Eukaryota; Metazoa; Arthropoda; Insecta; Lepidoptera; Bombycidae
Source: RefSeq, a predicted model, not a curated record
AUGGCCUCCCCCGACCCCCCGCUGCCCACCCACUAUAUUCAGAUCCUGGAGCCCGCCCAGGAACCGACGGGCACUCUUCGCGACCGCCUCAACCAAUUAAGUGCAUGUGAAAUUAAUACUAAAGUGACUUACGACGUGUGCUCGGUGUUGUCCCCGCCAAGGAAUAAGAUCCUGGAGCUUCUACGUCCUGAAGACCCGGGUCGGGAUGCGCUAGAGGCCAUCGUGAGACCCAUACCCCGGCGCGGCCUCACCCGGCCUCUGGAUGAAGACACGAAACGGUUCCUGCAUAGAGCACUGCAACCGCCCAGCACUUAUAGACCGGAGACUACGAAACAAGAGCCUAAAGUUGAAACGAAAACUUGCGAUUCGAACGCUGAACGAUCUCUCGCCGAAGAACUGAGAGAAGCAGAAGAAGAUGUAGGUAAAGAACGGAAACACUGGUUACGCGACUUCAGGAAACGCGGUGAAAGUUUCCGUGGAGCCGCAGAAAGAGAACAAAUGGGAAAGUUGGCUUUGUCAGUGGAAGAUGAUGAAGAGGAAGACGGGCUGUCUGCUGCCGCUAGGAAAAUCGACGCAUUACUGGCUGAGUCGCGGGAACUGCACGAGGAGUUAGCGGGGAUCCAUGAAGACCUGCAGGUGCAAUCAGCGCGUGCGUGCCGCUGCGUGGCGGCUGCCCGCGCCUUGAACGACGAGUCCAGAGCUCUACGGUACCUGGACGAUGUGGUCGCACUCCUCAAGGGUGAUGUAGCCACCACCUUGAGGACCAGAGCCUGGCCCUUCGCUAUAGGCAGGAGACAGCCUGAUCGGAACUAUAUUAUUUAAACAAUGUCGUGCUGACCUGGGUGCGGUUGUUAGCUGGCCGGUAACGUCGAGACAACAUUCAAGUCAACACACCAACAUUAUACUACAGUAUAACAUGGCCUUUUGACUAUACACGAUAUAAUAUAAAUUUUAUAGCAUAGUUAACACUUAGAACCAAUGUGCUUAGUGCGAGUGCGAGUUUUUUAACUUCUCGAUCACGUAAAAGUUAACUCAAAUUUGUAUGGAAUUGGAACAGCGCCCCUAGCGGCAAACGUAAAAAACUCGCACUAACCGAUCGAGGGAGAAUGAUUUAGCAUUGAACGGGUUUUGAACUUAUUAUUGAAAUACGGUGAAUCUGGUAGCCGCAUGUGAGUUCAAAUGCCAACUUUUAGAGGAAACGCACAGUGAUGGUCGCGUUCAUGGAUAGAUUAAUUGUCAUCUUUUAUAGUUAACGUUUGUUCGUUCAAAGCCUACACUAAGGCUUAAGAGGAUUUCAUAGAAAGGCAUAAAUAAUCACCAUUUUUUUCCCCAACACCAAAGUGAUAAUCGUCUUCCACACUUCCACCUCACACCACAAAGACAACAGGAUAUAGGUCUGCGCGAGUAAGUACCACCACCCUGCCUAUUUUUGCCGUGAAGCAGUAAU